CAAAAUAAACAAAAAAAAAUUUCAGAAGAUCGUAUGAAGGCUAUCACAGAAAUUUCAUCCCUCCAAGCAAGCAUAUUGAACUCGCAAUUGAAAGACAUUUUGUGGAGUAUUGGUUCUCAAGAGGUGUCUUACGGGGUGUACAAGCCCAUCAAACUUGUUUAUCACCCAAGAGACCCAUUUUUCAUCAUAAGAACGCCAGAAAAGUUAACUGCCAUAUUUCCCAUGCGUUUUAAAGAUUACUCUGACGUUAUUCUUGCAACAGCUUUCUUUCAGGAAAUAACAGAUGUUGCAAACUCAUCUGCUUAUGCCAAGGCACCACAUUGUACAUGGUCACCAAUACCUCCUCUGGAAUUGAGAGGGGAGAAUUUCCAGUACUUAACAACUAAUGGAGGAUUUGUAAUCUUCGACAUUCUUCCACAUCAUGUUAAAGGUGAAAGAGCAGAUAAGGUUAUGUGGAUUCUUCUGAAUAUGGAUGCAUACAUUAAAUACUAUGUGAAGUGCACAAAAGGUUUCAUUCAAAGAAAGAUGAGGCAGCGUAUCGAAAGUUUUACCAAGGUAAAUCUUAUGUAUCAUUAAGGUAUUCAUUGACAAGGCUCCGUGCAUGAUUUAAUCACCAAAGAUCCACAAUUUAUACUAGAAAAGGAAGAUUGUGUGCAUAUAUUUCACACCCAAACUUCAAACUUGACAAACAUACCACAUAACCAUUGCAUGAAAA
Molecule: messenger RNA, 715 nt
Organism: Phalaenopsis equestris
Lineage: Eukaryota; Viridiplantae; Streptophyta; Magnoliopsida; Asparagales; Orchidaceae
Product: actin-related protein 2/3 complex subunit 2B
Exons: 5
Biological process (GO): Arp2/3 complex-mediated actin nucleation; actin filament polymerization
Cellular component (GO): actin cytoskeleton; Arp2/3 protein complex
Molecular function (GO): structural constituent of cytoskeleton; actin filament binding
Source: RefSeq, a predicted model, not a curated record